AUGUUCGCAACAAAGCUGCUGCGAACUCAACUGAAGCACAAACAUACGCGUCGUGCUUGUAAUCCACUCUUUUCAGCCUGGCAUUGCGGGCGUGGCUCGCUUGACAACAUGGCCACAUCUGUCCUACCUACACCGACGCUAUACGAGGAGACGCACCUAUCGAUUACACCUUCGAGCCCGACAACGCUGCUAAACAUCCAGGUUGGCGAAAGCAAGAGCCUCGUGCAGACCGGCGCCGGCCGCAAACGCGCUUUUGGAGAGAUCAGUGGCCUUGAUGAAGAGUCCUAUGCGCGUGCACACCUUGCGACUGCAGGUUCAGUCUUCUUCCGGCCCAAGAGCAGAGCUCCACGAAGUUUCCUCUGGCGCGUAUUAAACGAACGGCACACACUCGAGCUACAAUGCGUGGAUCUGGUGGAGGACAAGCGGCACCAUGGCAGUCAUAGCUGGAUCACAUUCCACGUUUCGCUGCCUAAAGCCAUCGUUUCGAGCGGUGUCGCGUUGGCGGAUGGAGGUGACAAGGACGCGUUGGUUGUUUUCGUGAUCACAGGCGAUGGACUGUACACUGUCACGUUGAAGCGCGAUCUGCUGGUACGGGAAUCUGUGCCUGUUGAUUUCGAUGGCAGCUCAAUCGUCAAACACUUUCCCUUGGGCCACAAAGCGUACCGACUGACGGCAGUGUCGAGUCUUGAAUUAUUGGUCUCUUUGGAAGACGGGGGAUUUUUGCGCUUGCAGCGUCAGCCUAACGAGCUCGGCAACCAGUGGCGCCCGACUUAUUUCAGUGAAGGAGGAUGGAGCGGCACUCUAAAGGGGAUUGUGCCGACGUGGUCAAAGAACAGCGUGAGAUAUGGGGAGCUUGAUCUCAUGCCUAGUGCUUUUGCUGCUAUGGAGAUGAGUCCAGACGGCAAAUAUGUGUGGACUGUUGGCAUAGAUCAUAUCCUGAAAGCAUGGAGCACUGGGACAGGAAGAGUCGCUGGACAGAUGGAUCUCUUGAUCGAGAACAGAACACAGGAAGAUCGAAAGAAGCAAGUGCUGAUGGAUGCAGGACAAGGAACGUUGCUGCAAAUCGCAGAUGCGGAAGGCCUCCCCGGUGUCGCAUACUUUCUGGUGUGCUACUCACCUAAUAACCACCGCUUCAAGUUUUUCGCAGUUCACGACGAAGAGGAGCUGGACUUCCGAGACACGCAACCUGCCUCAGCUUCGCUUGUCGCACCUGUGGCAGAGAUGCUAGGCACGACUGUGUGGCACUUGGAGCAAUUUCAUGUCGUCCCUGGCCAUUUAUGGCGACAAUCACAGAUUUGGAUCAGGGCUAGGAAUGGUGCACUCUGCCAAACCUUCACACUGAACUUCGACCUCUUUGACGACAAUGGAAACCAGAACGACCUUACCGACUUAUGGAAGAGUGACUGGACCGGCGUGGAAAACCACCACCUCAGUAUUGAGACGCUCAGAAGCUCGCCAGAUUUCGCUGAGCUAGACGCCACGUCAGAUAGCCCGCUCACACCAAGCGAAAAAUGGUUGAAAUUCCUGUUCUAUCCAGGCAGAUUUAGCGAGGCUUCUCUUGAGGCAGCGUUGGGCAUCUAUCGCAAGGGACGCGGCCUUCCUGCAUCAUCCUCGAGGAGCCUCAACGCGGUUGAGCCAUUGAAAGAGCGGAUUACCAGCGCUGUAGCCGCAAAGAUUCUCUUACGUCGAGGGCCCAACGACCAUCCCGACUACGAUCGCUACCAGCUUGACCUUCAGACACAAUGGCAGACCUUCUUCACGUUACUAGCGCAUCUACACACACUUCGGCUGGCUCCCAUCGGCUUCGCGUACGAUGACAUUGAUGGUCUACCGUGGUCUGUCUGCGCCGAUUUCGUGGCUCCCAUCCGGACAAGCAGCGGCUUCGAGCUCGUGAGCAACAACGCGGAAUACCUGAAGCUUAGUAACAUCAGCUCUGGCAAGGAUGCGGUACACCGAAAGAUAUGGCCCAAUAUGGACGAAGAUGUGUUGAAGUCUCAGGUUCUAGCUGUUGCCAAGCAGCUUCGGUCUUGCCUGUCGCCUCAAUCUCAAGAAAGGCUGAGGAGAGCGGCUAUUGCUGAUGCACUCGAUCAGAGCGCCGACAAGUCCGCACUGCUUGCACUUCAAGGCAUCUAUGAAGAAUGCGGCAUAAGCGAAGAAAUUAGCAACGAAGACUUCGAUGCCAUCAGUGAGGCUGCUACUGUCUUCAACGGACUCGGUAGUCUUGAUGACGACUGCCUACUCAUGGUGCUCGAAGCAAUAGAUGCGGACGUACCCCUGCAUGGCACAGAUAGUGAACAGGCACUGCAGAACUAUGGCAAGGAGCUGAAUAUCGCCAUUGCGCAACAAACGCUGCAAGACGCCCAGAUCGUUCUUCUGGAUAUUCUUGCGCUUGUCAUCUUCAUGCAUGGUGAUCUGGAGGCCGAGGAACUGGACAACAAUUUCCGACCAAACGAGAUGUACGAGACCAUCAUUUUCAGAUUCAAGCUCACCGAACUGCGUCUUUGGCUUGUUAGUCAUGUUCGCACAGAGCCAAAGAAGGCGGGGGGUAAUGAGGCCGACGUGUUGAGUAUGACAAUCUACGAGAGCUUGUUCAUUGGCGACUGGCAAUCGUUGACAACCAAAGAACACCGCAGCAUGGCCCAUCUGAUCACUGCUUGGGCCAAAUCUUGGACCCUGGGAAUAGACCUGAAUGCCAACUGGACAGGCCUCACGGACUAUAUCAUGGCAGAUCUCAUCAGGCAUACACAGUAUGAGCUUGCGCAAGACUUUAGCAAAUUCUUGACUGAGAAUGCACCAUGGGCAACCUACCUGAAAGGUCGCGUACACCUCGCUACCAAUGAAUACGGAUUGGCGAGCUCGACUUUCGUCGAAGUAGCUCAAGAGCUUGCCCUCUUACCAGAUGCAGCCAAAGUGCUAGGAGGCAGCAUCCUCACCGACAAGGAGCUUGAGCACUUUGGCCAAGGUCCGAUGUCGUAUUAUCAGCAUAUAUCAGCACUGUUUGAGUCGCAGGGUGCGUUCUCGUACACAGCCGAGCACGCUUACACGGCGUUCCAAUGCUUGCAGCAUGAUCGGGAUUUUGCACGUGAACUGCAUGAGCUCGAUCUGCGCAAGUCAAAGAAUGGUCCAGAAUCCCCAGCACCUCAGCGAAUUGACGACGCAAUGGAGGAGAUUCGUCUGCUAAAACUCCGCGAAACCCGUGACAGCAUUCUAGGCCGUCUCUACAACGCUCUUACGCAAUGUGGUAGGUUCGAGGAGGCUUAUCAGGCACUCGAACAGAUGAGGCACCCGGACCUUCGCAAAUCAAAUAUGAAGCUACUGGUCGGUCGAUGUGUGAAGGAAGAUGCAGUGUCAGUACUGCUCUCCCUUCCAGUCGCCGACGACCUUGUGCAGACCGUUGAUGCGGAGCUCCUCAGACUUGCCAAGCGCAGCAUGGGCACUUCGAACACUCAAUUGUCCGGUCCACCGUAUCAUCAAAUACUAUUCGCCUUCCGCACACGGCACAACGACUUCAGAGGCGCAGCCGCGCUUCUGUACACGCAUCUGGAGUAUUUGAAGCAUACCAACGCGCACGCAGUGAAGGAUCCAGACGACGAAACACUUCCUCAAGCGUACGUCCUUUUGAUCAACACACUCAUGUGCUGCGGUGGCGAUGAAGCAUGGUUGCUGGCAGACGCGAUUGAUGGUGUGCAUCCAGCCGGGACCAAGAGAAGACUGGUUCGACUGGAGGAUGUGAGACGAGAGUAUGCAGAGGAGCUCGAUCGUCGGAGUGAAGUUCAAUUAGGAAGGUUCGCCAUUGUAGGUGGUGAUGAGAUGGAUAUGUUUUGAUAGUGAAAGACUACUCUUUGCAUUGACCACCUUCCAGCCAGACGAAAGUCGCAGACGGGGAGCAGCAUACAAGGAAGGUCGCUAUAACUCAUGAUGGGCGGAUACAGUCCCGCCUGAGAAGAGCGAGACCGACAGGGAAAAGCACAAGAUUGUCUGGGCUAGUGCUGUCAUUGACUAGAUACCCAAUCAUGCUAUCGUCGGCAACAUAGAAAAUCGAUACCGCAUGCUCUGCCCGAGGAAUCCGGAUGGCUUUCAGUUCCUCGCAUCUUUGGCCCUUGUGAAGGUAUCUCUACGACACCCCAUCGUUGGCCUUUCUAACCUCGUUUCUUGUCCGUGGCUGGCUACAUCCUACGCCAUUGAACCACCAUGACUAACUUCUAUUCCAAC
Molecule: messenger RNA, 4212 nt
Organism: Cercospora beticola
Lineage: Eukaryota; Fungi; Ascomycota; Dothideomycetes; Mycosphaerellales; Mycosphaerellaceae
Product: nucleoporin Nup120/160
Cellular component (GO): nuclear pore
Molecular function (GO): structural constituent of nuclear pore
Source: RefSeq, a predicted model, not a curated record